This is a messenger RNA of Vitis riparia (riverbank grape), 3095 nucleotides long. RefSeq names its product putative cyclic nucleotide-gated ion channel 8. Gene Ontology annotation, molecular function: monoatomic ion channel activity. The transcript has 7 exons. Gene Ontology annotation, biological process: monoatomic ion transport; transmembrane transport. Lineage: Eukaryota; Viridiplantae; Streptophyta; Magnoliopsida; Vitales; Vitaceae. Gene Ontology annotation, cellular component: membrane. Bases 787 to 2916 code for a protein of 709 amino acids. The record is from RefSeq and is a predicted model, not a curated record.
AUUUUGGCCAUUAUUUGCUACCAAAUUAUUUGUUUUCCAUUUAUCUUUUUCUUGUAUUUACAUUUAUAGAGUGGACUGUGAUAUUAAAAUCGGCUGUGACGUUGACUCAAAAAAUUUGGUGAUCUCAUAUGAGUGACUUUUAAGUUAUUGUAGAUCUCUAUAUACCACAUAGAGAGACUGACAGACAAUGUGCCAAGAACUCGAAUGAGUCCUCUUGUUAAUCAGAGCCCUGAUACCUUUUUGAGCAACCAAUCUUCCUAAAAGAUUAAGUUGUUAAAUAAUGUGUAUGUCGUGCUCUAAUUGGGUUAUUGGAUUCCAUCACUCCGUGUUUCUCAGGAUUGGUAUUGGAUUAGAUGUUUGCUGUUACAAAACUGGAGAGUUCCUGCUUUCUUCGCAGAUCAACUUUUAGUUUCGAUUGAUGAAUUUCUUAUCUAUAUACUAAUUAACAGAGUUAUGCAUCUUUUGGGCUAUGUUCUUUUAAGGAAAUGGUGGUUGAACCAUCUCCAAGUUGCAUUAUUCCUUAUUUCCUUUUGGACACUAUCCUGUUAAGAGUAGUAGAAAAGUUGAAAUUUUUAUCAACAUUUGUUUUAUUCAUUUAAUUUACAAACUUGAAAUUAUGAUUCAUCCUUUUAAUUGCUUCCUAUUUUUGUAAGAAAAAUGGAAGAGGUGAAUGGACAAGAGGUGAUUGGACGUGUGCUCGAGAUAAGAACAAUAUCAUGGCAAUAUAUUUUUAGGAUUUAAUGGUUGGAUGACCUGGAUUCAACAUUGUCAGUGCCGUCUGACGGUAUGAAUAGAUGUGCAUUUAGUUUAGCAGGACUGACCCCUUGGGGUCGUCCUAACCGCCAUUCCUCCAAAUCCUUCAGAAUAGGAGUGAAAAGGGGUUCUGAAGGACUCAGGCAUAUUGGUCGACAACUUAGAUCUGAAAUAACGAAGGCAAUGUUCCCGGAAGAUCUUAAAGUAUCUGAGAAAAAGAUAUUUGACCCUCAAGACAAAUCCCUCCUACUCUGGAAUAGGCUUUUCGUCAUAUCAUGUAUUCUUGCUGUAUCUGUGGAUCCUUUGUUCUUUUAUCUUCCUAUUGUCGAUCACCAAUCAAGUUGCCUUGGCAUAGAUCCCAACUUAGCUGUCACAACUACAACUGUUCGUACGAUAAUUGAUGCUUUCUACCUUAUUCGCAUGGCUUUCCAAUUUCGCACAGCUUAUAUUGCACCAUCAUCUAGAGUUUUUGGAAGGGGAGAACUUGUGAUAGAUCCUGCGGAAAUAGCUAAGCGAUAUUUACAGCGGUUUUUCUUCAUUGAUUUUCUUGCUGUGUUUCCCCUGCCACAGAUUAUAGUUUGGAAAUUUCUCCGCAAGGGAGAAGGCUUGGAGGUGUUGGAAACUAAACAGCAGCUACUUGUUGUUGUCUUUCUUCAAUAUAUUCCCAGAUUUGUCCGGUUUAUACCUCUAACUUCAGAACUAAAAAGGACUGCAGGUGUCUUUGCCGAAACUGCUUGGGCUGGUGCUGCAUACUACUUGCUGUGGUACAUGCUUGCCAGUCAUAUUCUUGGAGCUUUUUGGUACUUAUUUGCUGUAGAACGCUAUGAUGCAUGCUGGCAUAAAGCCUGUGUUGAGAGUGGGAAAUGUGAGGUUAAUUUUUUGUACUGUGGGAAUCAGCAUAUGAAAGGUUAUGGUGCUUGGCAAAAUAUCAGCAAGACUGUUAUUGGUAUGAUGUGUUCCCUUAAUGAUGACAAUCCACCAUUCAAUUAUGGAAUCUACACCCAGGCUCUAAGUUCCGAUAUUAUUGCCUCUGAGAGUUUCUUUACUAAAUAUUGUUACUGUUUAUGGUGGGGCCUACAAAAUUUGAGUACACUUGGACAGGGGCUACAAACCAGUACUUAUGCUGGAGAGGUUUUGUUUUCAAUAACACUAGCUAUUUUGGGGCUUAUCCUUAUGGCACUACUGAUUGGAAACAUGCAGACCUAUCUUCAAUCCCUGACUGUUCGGCUGGAGGAGAUGAGGAUUAAAAGGCGCGACUCAGAGCAGUGGAUGCAUCAUCGCAUGCUUCCUCAAGGGUUGAGGGAACGAGUAAGACGGUAUGAUCAAUACAAGUGGUUGGAAACAAGGGGAGUGGAUGAGGAGAGCUUGGUCCAGACUCUACCCAAAGACCUCAGGAGGGAUAUUAAACGCCAUCUCUGUCUCAACUUGGUUAGAAGGGUUCCUCUGUUUGCAAAUAUGGAUGAAAGAUUGCUUGAUGCCAUUUGUGAGAGGCUGCAACCGAGUUUAUUCACGGAAAAAACUUACAUAGUGCGGGAAGGGGACCCAGUAGACGAGAUGCUCUUCAUCAUACGCGGUCGCCUUGAGAGUGUGACUACAGAUGGUGGGAGGAGUGGGUUUUUUAACCGAGGCCUACUGAAAGAAGGGGACUUCUGCGGAGAGGAGCUUCUAACUUGGGCUCUGGACCCUAAAUCUUCUUCCAACUUACCAUCAUCCACCCGCACGGUGAAGGCUUUGACUGAGGUCGAGGCUUUUGCCUUAACAGCAGAGGAGUUGAAGUUUGUUGCAGGUCAGUUUAGGCGUCUCCAUAGUAGACAGGUUCAGCAGACCUUCCGUUUCUACUCACAGCAAUGGAGGACUUGGGCUGCCUGCUUUAUCCAAGCUGCAUGGCGUAGGUAUUCCCGCAGGAAAAUGGCAGAACUCCGGCGUAAAGAAGAAGUGGAGGAAUAUGAAGAAGAAGAAGAAUAUGGUGAAGACGACAAAGAAACAAGGAGGUUAGUUGGGGAUGGUGGUGGUUCAUCCACCCUUGGUGCAACCAUCUUAGCUUCCCGGUUUGCAGCUAAUGCUCUUCGUGGCAUCCAUAGGUUCCGGAGCAGCAGUUCUACAGAGUUGUUUAAACUGCAGAAGCCUCCGGAACCUGACUUCACCAUUGAAGACACUGACUGAUUAAUCAAGCUUUAUAUCAGCCCUCAUUUUACCUACUUACCUUCCCAUGCCUCUACCCAAUGUUUAUGCAUAUAUAUACCAUCCAUCCCAACCCCCAAUUGUAAAUUCUGUGUUUUAGUCACAACAGUUUAUCUAAUUUCGUCAAGUCUAUCUAUAAAAACCCAACUCUGUUUGGCAGA